AGAGAAGACAAUUUACUUUCAUAGUUUUAGAUAUUUCUGCCCUUUGAUGUUAUAAACUACAUAAGGCCAAGCUUUCAUUGAAGAAUGAGACGUCGGCAACUUCAUGACCCUUAAAACUACUAUGAAUGAAUAAUAUGUGACUUGUAUUCUUCAGCCACUAUUUUAUUUUUUUCUUCUCUAAUAAGGUGACCUUGGAUCUGUGAAAAGCCUUUUUAGUUUCACAGGGAGCUGAGAUUUUCAUUUGUUAACAUUUUUUGGUAAACGUUUUGACAUUUCACACCGGUCUACCAGUGCAAAAGGCCACCCUUUUACAAAAAAGGCUAUGAACAUAGCAUAACACAAAACAAUUAGCAGCACCAACCACACCAUUGAGGUUGUCAAAAAGAGAAGGCUCAUUGGUCAAAAGGCUAAUUAAUCUUUUUCUUUGUGGGUUUGGUUUUGUGUGGACUGCUUCCAUUAUUAUAGUUAUAUUUUAUGUCUAAGAAGAUUGUAUUAGUAGUAGCAGGCACUGCUGCAAAUGAUCCCUUUUGUGGAUACUAUGGAAGCUUUUUCUUCUCUGCUGAAAUGAAGCUAGUCAAAUCAAGUCAAGUCUUGGUUGGAAUCUAGUCUAUAGACUCUCAUGGUUAAUUUGGUAUCUGUCUGGGCUAUAUAGUGUUUCUGUUCUGCCUUUUUGGCUCAUUGCAUUGCUCAAUCAAGUGUAGUGUUGUUCACUGUUCUUCUCUUCUUCAGUUCUCGGUGGUUGUUUUUGUUAUGUUCCAGGGCAUGAUGGGGUUUGAAGGGUUGGUUCCAAGGCACAAGCGUUCUAAGAGCUUUCCUGAUAAAAAAAGAGACGGGGAUGAUAAUCCAUAUAAUCAUCUUGAGGCCUCAGAUCGAACAAAUCAGGAUACAGGGUACCUCACGGAAUGCGUUAAACCUAGGAAAAAACAAACCCCUACAAGUGAUCUUCAACAUAGUUUGAAGCAAGAGAUUCUACUAUUAGAGAAAAGACUACAAGACCAAUUUGAGGUUAGAUGCACGUUAGAAAAGGCACUUGGAUACAGACCUACAUCUCUUGUUAAUUCGAAUGAAACGAUACUGCCCAAGCCAACGUCCAAAUUAAUUAAAGAAAUUGCGGUGUUAGAGUUAGAAGUUGUGUAUUUGGAACAAUAUCUUCUCUCCUUGUAUCGUAAAGCAUUUGAUCAACAAUUACCCUCUGUAGCUCCAUUCACCAAGGAGGAAAAAGUAAAGUCUCCUCCAUCAACACCUAGAGCAAGAUUAGUUGAAGUAUCUAAGCCUGAAGUGUUAACCAAAAGAGGAAGCUCUGCAGUACAAUCAAUUGAUCAUGAGCUUGAUACUCUACAAAAGGAAUAUAGUGGAUAUGAACAUGAGACGCUAAGGAAAGAAUACAAUGUACAUCAACCAGAAGGAAAGCAUUUAGACUCAGGUGUAUAUCGUUGCCACUCCUCGUUAUCCCAGUGUACAACAUUUACAACAAGAGUAUCUGCUCCAGCCGCAGAAGUAUUAACCGAAUCUCUGCGCACCUGCCAUUCCCAACCAUUGUCCAUGAUGGAGUAUGCCCAAAAUGUUGAUGCUUCAUCAAGAAUAAUCAGCCUGGCAGAACAUCUUGGUACCCGAAUAUCUGAUCAUAUUCCAGAUACACCAAAUAGGCUUUCUGAGGAUAUGGUCAAAUGUAUAUCGGCUAUAUAUUGCAAACUCGCGGAUCCAUCUACAACAAAUCCAGGCCUUUCAUCUCCCAGUUCAUCCUUGUCUUCAACUAGUGCCUUUUCUAUUGCAGAUCAAGUAGACAUGUGGAGUCCAGGUUUGAGGAAUAAUUCCUCAUUCGAUGUACGGUUAGACAAUCCUUUCCAUGUGGAAGGACUCAAGGAGUUUAGUGGGCCAUACAGCACCAUGGUUGAGGUAUCAUGGAUUUACAGAGAAAAUCAGAAAUUUGGUGAUACCGAGCAGUUGCUCAAGAAUUUCAGGUCACUUAUUUGUCAAUUAGAAGAAGUAGAUCCUGGGAAGUUGAAAAACGAGGACAAGUUAGCUUUCUGGAUCAACAUACACAAUGCUUUGGUGAUGCAUGCAUUUUUGGCUUAUGGAAUUCCACAAAACAAUGUGAAAAGGGUAUUCCUUCUGUUAAAGGCUGCAUAUAACAUUGGGGGUCAUACAAUCAGUGCAGACACAAUACAGAACACUAUACUCAGGUGCCGGUUGCCUCGCCCUGGACAGUGGUUUCGCUUGUUCUUUUCUCCAAGGACAAAAUUCAAAGCUGGAGAUGGACGACAAGCAUACCCGAUUGAGCGUCCUGAGCCUCUUCUACACUUUGCACUCUGUUCAGGAAACCAUUCUGAUCCAGCGGUACGCAUAUAUACACCCAAGAGAGUGCUUCAAGAACUAGAAGUUGCAAAGGAAGAGUACAUUCGAGCUACCUUUGGGGUACGCAAGGACCAGAAAAUAAUUUUUCCCAAGCUUGUAGAGUCUUUCGUCAAGGACUCGGGUUUGUGCCCUGCUGGUACCAUGGAGAUGAUCCAAAAGUCUCUACCUGAAUCUCUAAGAAAGAGUGUAAAGAAGUGUGACCUCGCAAAAUCCAAGAAGAGCAUAGAAUGGAUUCCACACAACUUUACUUUUCGAUAUCUCAUACCUAAGGAGCUUGUAAAAUAAUUGCUUGGUAGCCCUUUUUUCUUACUAUGGGAGACAAUCUACUUCAAGUUUUAAACAACAGUUCACAACUUCAAUUGUAGUUGCAUUAGUCGUAUUUGUCUGCAAUUUUCCAAUCGAGACAAAACUGCUACUACAAUUGCUACUGCAGUUUAAAACCUUGAUGUGCGUUGUUUGCUCUAUGAUGUAUUAUUCUUUUGUACAAAGUUGACAGGGUAGCAGCAACAGAAAAAUCUAAUAUUGCAAUGUGUAGCAUUGAGUCUGUAUUGUGUUACAAUUUCAUUGUAAUAUCUGUAAUUGAUGUACUCUAUUCAUAGAGUUGAGAUUCUGAUAUUAGCAGUGUAAAUGAUUUGAUGCUAUAAUCAGUUGCAUGUGAA
Messenger RNA from Glycine soja, 3014 nucleotides. RefSeq lists its product as uncharacterized. The coding region runs from base 751 to 2640 and encodes 629 amino acids. The transcript is spliced from 12 exons. NCBI's taxonomy places the organism in Eukaryota, Viridiplantae, Streptophyta, Magnoliopsida, Fabales, Fabaceae. The record is from RefSeq and is a predicted model, not a curated record.